Talpa occidentalis (Iberian mole) is the source of this 264-nucleotide messenger RNA. Its product is annotated as keratin-associated protein 7-1. The record is from RefSeq and is a predicted model, not a curated record. The coding region runs from base 1 to 264 and encodes 87 amino acids. Lineage: Eukaryota; Metazoa; Chordata; Mammalia; Eulipotyphla; Talpidae. The transcript has a single exon.
AUGACUCGCUUCUUUUGCUGUGGAAACUACUUCCCAGGCUAUCCUUGCUAUGGAACCAACUUCCAUAGGACCUUCAGAGCCACCCCCCUGAACUGCGUGGUGCCCCUGGGCUCUCCCCUGAACUAUGGCUGCGGCUGCAAUGGCUACAACUCCCUGGGAUACAGCUUUGGGGGCAGCAACUUCGGCAACCUGGGCUGUGGCUACGGCGGCAGCUUUUACAGGCCAUGGGGCUCCGGCUCUGGCUUUGGCUACAGCACCUACUAA